AUGAAAAAAAUGCUGCGACUUAUUGUAACUCUCAGCAUUUUCGCCGCGAUUUUCGUGGAUUCGACGAAAAUCAAAGUGGAUCAUGAAUUCGAGUGUCGUAUGCCGAGAAUAAAAUGGAGUUUCCGAAACUACUACUACGAGCGCUAUUAUUUGAGGUUAGUGUUUAUUCAGAAGGCAGAAACCCUGAAGGCAGAAACCCUGAAGGCAGAAACCCUGAAAACCCUGACCCUGAUCAGAUAUCCGAACCUUCCGACCAGCUCCUGAUCACCUUCAACAUCCCAUUUCCAGCCCAAACAUCGAACUUGGCGACGGGCCAAUAAUGACUCUUUGGAAUGUGUACCGUCGUCCAACAACCUCCGAUUACGUGGAUGAAUUCGAAUUGUCAGCCGGUAAUCUACUUUUGAAUAACUUCUACGAGAUUUACAUGGAUGUUGUGCACAAUUGCACAUCAAAUGGUAAAUUCAUCAGAGCUCAGAUUCAUUUGGGAAAUGUGCCAAAAGGUCAAGAAUCUACUAUGACUUUUGAAGGUCGUUAUGUCAUGGAUGAUCGAUUGUCGUAA
This is a messenger RNA of Caenorhabditis angaria, 559 nucleotides long. The record is from the annotation of a GenBank genome assembly. Lineage: Eukaryota; Metazoa; Nematoda; Chromadorea; Rhabditida; Rhabditidae.